AUGGGCUCCCCUCACUCACCCGAGUCUCUGCUCUUGAGCCAGGGAGAGACAUCAUGCCACCCAGCCCCAGGCUCCCCGAGGACACUGAACAUACACCGAAGGGGCAGAAAAGAGAACAAAUCCAGAACUCCAAAGAUUGGAGGCAAGCUUAGCAAGAAGAAGUGGUACAAUGUAAACAAUGAGAAAGCCAAGGAGAAAGACAAGAAGGCUGAAGGAGCUGGUGCACAGGAAGAAGAAACUCCCAAGGAGAAUGAUGAAACCCAGACAGUGGCAGAGAUCACAGAUGUGAAGGAGAACAACAAAGAGGAGAAGAUGAAUAAAGAUUUCCAGGCCACUGCUAACAAGACUAAAGAUAAGGAAGCAGAGAAGGAUGCAGUGGCUGGCAAAGAAAAGGCUCUGAAAUCAGAGCCUGAGAAACCAGAGGCUAUUCCUGAUGGAAAGGUGGAGCAGCAGAAGGAAACUGAGCUGGAGCAGGCUCCUGCCUCUGCCCCAGCGGCCAGUAGUGAUGUUUCUAAGACUUCAGUGCCUAGCACUGAGGCAAAGUUCUCCCAGUCUUCAGAAGCCGCGGCAAUUAGUAAAAUAGAUGACAAGAGCAAAGAGGAAGGGGAAGCCAAAAAGACUGAAGCUUCCAUAGCUCCUGUCACCCAAGAAACUGAAAGUGAAGUGGCUCCAGCUUCAGACUCAAAACCUAGCAGCAGCAAAGCUGUAUCUUCUUCCAAGGAGACCCCAGCAGCAGAGGAAGACCCUAGCUCUACACCUAAGGCCCAGGAACCUGCAGCCCCAGCAGAAGAGGUUAAACCUUCUGAGGCACCCACCACCAAUUUGGAUCAAACCAUAGCAGUAAAAGAGUAA
Messenger RNA from Phascolarctos cinereus (koala), 852 nucleotides. RefSeq names its product brain acid soluble protein 1 homolog. Gene Ontology annotation, molecular function: transcription corepressor activity; transcription cis-regulatory region binding. Lineage: Eukaryota; Metazoa; Chordata; Mammalia; Diprotodontia; Phascolarctidae. Gene Ontology annotation, biological process: negative regulation of DNA-templated transcription. The record is from RefSeq and is a predicted model, not a curated record. Gene Ontology annotation, cellular component: nucleus; cytoplasm.